This is a messenger RNA of Sceloporus undulatus (fence lizard), 2115 nucleotides long. Its product is annotated as maestro heat-like repeat-containing protein family member 7. The record is from RefSeq and is a predicted model, not a curated record. NCBI's taxonomy places the organism in Eukaryota, Metazoa, Chordata, Lepidosauria, Squamata, Phrynosomatidae. Gene Ontology annotation, cellular component: cytoplasm. Bases 227 to 1675 code for a protein of 482 amino acids. The transcript has 13 exons.
GGCAAAGCAGUAUCAACAUUCUAUAACUAUGAAGUAUGAAAGAGUCCACAGUGCCUGCACCCCAGCAGUACGGCUGGAAAGGCUCCGGGUCCUCAUUUAAAACAGGGAUGCUAGUGUUGGGCUCCCGGAAGAGGGAAACAGCAGUAGACUUGAAGGACCUGCUGCCAUUUCUUCAGCUUCCUUUCUCAGCUGUGGGCAACAAACAAACAACUGCAGAAAGCAGACAAUGGACCCUGAAGCAAAGGCCCAGGGGAAGGUGCUUUCCAGGCUUUGGAGUUUUCAGUUCUGCCGAGCAAAUAAGGACAUUUCUACAGGCGAUGGCGAAAAUACACGGACACUCUGGGACUGCUGCAAAAACUGCAAAAUCAACCCCCAGGGUGCUAAACCUAAGGAGAAGGAGAAACAAAAACCCGAAUUGUGCUCAAAACUGGACAGGCUGGAGACCCAUAACAAGAUGGCUCGCCCCUCUGCAGCUAUUAGCAUCACCACAGAAAACACCAUGGGAUCUGAAACUGCAAUUUCAAUAGACGACACCCUGGAAUCCACAAUCCGUUCAUUCCAUUCAAUGCAGUCAGAUGGUGCCAGCUUACUGGAUGUGGAAAUCAUCAUCAGUGUCAUGGAGUGUGCUCACAAUGAAGAAAAGACAUUCACAGAUAAUAAUGAGGAAAACAUUAGCUUCCUCCGUGCCAUCUCCACAACGUGCCUAGCUGCCCUGAAGAGUGGUCAAGACAAACUGGAUCUCCCAUACACAAAAGCAGAAUUGGCAGAAGUGCUACUGAUGAUUAUGGAGACACUGCCCAGCUACUCUGUGCCAUCUUUCACUCUGUCCUGCUCUAUGUUGGCUGUCUACAAUCUCAGCAAAAUCAAGCCUCCUUUUGAACGUGAGCAGGAAACAUGCAUCUUGCGGCUGGCUUUUCACGGUGUCUUCAGCAUGCAAACAGACCAAGGGGAUUCUCACAGUCAGGCUCUCUACAAAUCAUCCUCUGACACAAUGGAAACUAUGCUGAAAGGGUUGCUGUCUGAGGUUCCAACCACAAGCCAUCUCCUGUUUAUAUUAGAGCACAUCAGCUUCUGGAUUCAUUCACAUGAUAUCCAAGAGAGAUCGAGGGCCAUCAAAUGCAGCACUUUGUUCCUUCGCCAUGCUAUUCGGCUACCAGAUUUUGAAAAGUCUGGUGAACUCCCUGCCUUGGGACGUCAGGUGGCCCAGUUUGGAAUCUACAUUUCAGAUUCAGUGGACGAUGUGAGCUAUUAUGCCAGGGAGGCUAUCAAGUACAUGUAUCAGUUGCUGCUUCAUCAGAUGGGGCUGGCCAUAAGAGAGACAGGAGGACUGUGGUGCCAGACAUCUGAAAACAAGAAGAUGCUGGAUUAUAAAGACACCCGCACAGUGGGUGAGUUGUUUGGGAAGAUCUUCACAGAGGAUCAGAAGAGAACUUUUCUGCAGACCUCUUUGCUGGCCAUGUAUGAUCCCCUGAGGAGGAAAAGUGAGGCUGGGAUUCUCCUAGUAUAUUCCCUCCUGGGGAAGGCAGGAGACUUAAUGGGAGAUACGCCAGAAGAAGUGGAAAAGAAGAUCUACAAGCAGCUCUUCAGACUUCGGACACUCCGGGAAGUGCCAGAAGCCUUGCAAUGCCUCAUUCCAAAUAAAGGUGAUGGGAUACUUCAGGCUACAAAGAACUAAAACUCCCAUGAUAAUAUCACUUCAGGCAGGAAAACAAAGGCCACAGGAGGCCACGCUUAGCUGUGUGUUUCCACCUUGCCUCUGGCUUUUUUCCUGGAAAUGUGUCUUCCUCCCAUCCAUUAUAGCAGAAAGGCACAGCUGUCUCCCCAAGAACCCGUAACAGCCAAGGGAACUGGAUAUGAUCUACCUGGAACCAGUUUUGUAUUGGAUUUCAGAGCAACACUCUCUAUAAAAGACAAUUGGAAGCACCACACAGUGCAAGUGACAAGUACAGUGCCAAUGGAAGGAAGCUGCCACGGGGCACAUUCAUUUGACACAGCCAUUCAGUGAUCCCAGGGGCCAGAACCAUGACACAAAAUCCUUUUUAUAUACAUGCAAUUAAACGAGUACAGUGAUUUCUCCCUUAUCCAGUUAAAUUGUACAUGUUUUCUAUUAACUAU